AUGUCCACAAACCAAUACUUUCACUUCGUGCCCGAUUUCUUCCUCGACCGGGCGCGCGAACACCUCAGCCAACACGACACGUACCAAGCGCGACAAGACCUCUGGGGGGCAUGCGAAUACAUCGUGAAAGCGCUGUCCGAAUUUCACGGAUUGCCCCACCACACUCUUCUCAUGCUCAGCGACAACGUCGCCAUAUUCGCUCGGGACGCCCAACAACCCCGGAUAAUCGACCUGUUCAACAAAAUUCAAACCCUAGGCGAACCGUCAUUCCACACCCACCACCACCCCAACAUUGCUUCUGACGAGCUCGACCUCGUAUCCGACUUCGUCCAGCUUUUGGUGGAGCUUGCUGAGCAGAGUUCCGUCGCGCCAUCUGAUGCUACCUCUUCUACCCGUCAACUCCCUGACGAUCUCACCGAUUCCCAGAAAGCCCGCAUCGCAGCCAUCACCCGCCAUGAUCUCACGCAUUACUUGACAGCGGACCCGGACGUAUCCAUCGAAGAUGUCAUCGUCGAAUUACGCGUAUCCGUCGGCGGCGAACCCUACACCGACAUCAACGUGCUCUACAAGAGCCCUACGUAUACGCUUGACCCGGGCGUGCUCAACUCAUUCGCCGCCCGCGAUGUCGAUCACCUCCAUCAAGCAGGAGGAGUCGGUUUCAUAUCCCAUUCAUUUUCUGACGCUGACGAAUACCGCCAGGUCGCCCAACUCAUCGCCCAAGGCACCCUCCCAAGGUUGGUCCAAUGA
Geodia barretti is the source of this 747-nucleotide messenger RNA. NCBI's taxonomy places the organism in Eukaryota, Metazoa, Porifera, Demospongiae, Tetractinellida, Geodiidae. The record is from the annotation of a GenBank genome assembly.